Phanerochaete carnosa HHB-10118-sp is the source of this 798-nucleotide messenger RNA. RefSeq lists its product as uncharacterized. The transcript has 4 exons. Lineage: Eukaryota; Fungi; Basidiomycota; Agaricomycetes; Polyporales; Phanerochaetaceae. The record is from RefSeq and is a predicted model, not a curated record. The coding region runs from base 202 to 771 and encodes 189 amino acids.
CUGCUACCAUAAUCAUGCACUGAUAUGAGACUCUAGGACGCAGAAGCGAGAAUAGAACUUCUACGUCAAAAGGUGGGCCUCUCAGAAGCAAGCAAACACCGGCAAGACGACGAGACAGAGGACGAGGGGCCACGAGCAGGACCCUCAUCCUUGACGUCCGGGGGACAUAUCAACUUGUUCGAGGAUCUGGAACGGCAAAACAUGGCUAUCAUGAUCAAGACAUCACAGAAGACCAAGUCGGGUCCGUCAACGAACGAGCAGGGGAUCCCACUCGCACCAUCAGAAAAGGACCGCAAUCCAUGGUAUUCAGAUCGCGACCACGAGCGGAAGCGGGAUUUGGACGAAGACAAGAAGCUACGCGACCUCGCCCGCAAAUCUGUGCACGACCCGCUCACGAGCAUUAACCAGCAACUCGCCAAGGGCGAUUCCCCACCCAAACCCCGCCCUCCGCCGUCAUCGUCGCGCAGCCUUACCACAGCCGACAACAAGGUCGCAGAACGGUUGAGCCGAGAGUCGGCAGAGCGACAGCGUGCACUUGCGCUCAUCGCAAAGAAGAAACGCGAGAUGGAGAGUGCGACGCCAAGUACCGUGCGCGGUGGACGUGAUGGCAUGGACGGUGGGUACGGUGACAUGUAUAACCGCCGCGAGGUCGAAGAGGCGCAUCGGCAUCGAGAGCGGAAGGAGUACGGUGUGCGAGAUGAUCAGCGGGAUAAGCGAAAUUUCCACAGGGAUGAGCGGGUAGAUGAUGGGCGAGUAGGGCGCAGGUGGUGACUGACCUCGUCAUGUAUGCAUCGCGUU